Messenger RNA from Amphiprion ocellaris (clown anemonefish), 3945 nucleotides. RefSeq names its product transmembrane protein 106B-like. Bases 154 to 957 code for a protein of 267 amino acids. The record is from RefSeq and is a predicted model, not a curated record. NCBI's taxonomy places the organism in Eukaryota, Metazoa, Chordata, Actinopteri, Pomacentridae. The transcript is spliced from 8 exons.
ACGCUCUACGAUGUAGAAAGAAGGAGAAGAAGAAGAUUCCCAUGGUUACGGUACAUUCGCGCAUGUCAGUUUCCAGACGAUAAACAAAAUUGCAUGACCAAAUAGCUCCAGCAUUCUGGUAGUCUUCUUAAAAAGUCACAUACAGGUGUGACUAUGGGGAAGUCUUUUUCCCACCUCAUGAAGCAGUCAGGCCAUGAUGAAGGUCAGGACAACCUGACAUCUCCUCUGGAGGACAACCAGUCUGAGAAUGGCAAGGGUGGUGAUGUCUCUCAGUUUCCUUAUGUGGAGUUCACGGGGCGGGACAGUGUGACAUGUCCUACGUGUCAGGGCACUGGGAGAAUCCCCAGAGGACAGGAAAAUCAACUAGUGGCAUUGAUUCCCUACAGUGACCAAAGGCUGCGGCCCAGAAGGACAAAGUUGUAUGUCACAGCAUCAGUGGUGGUUUGCCUGUUACUGUCCAGUCUGGCUGUGUUCUUCCUCUUCCCUCGUUCCAUUGAUGUGUCCUAUGUUGGGGUGAAGUCUGUUUUCGUCAGCUAUGACCAAGAAAAGCGCAGUGUGUAUCUCAACAUCACGAACACUCUCAACAUCACCAACAACAACUACUACUCGGUGGAGGUUGCCAACAUCACGGCUCAGGUACAGUUUGCCAAGACGGUGAUUGGUAAAUCUCGCAUCAGUAACAUCACUGCCAUCAGUCCUCUGGACAUGAAACAGAUUGAUUAUAUGGUCCCUACCACCAUCGCAGAUGAGAUGAGCUACAUGUACGAUUACUGCACUCUGCAAACCAUCAAGGUCCACAACAUUGUCGUCAUGAUGCAAGUGACUGUCACCACAGCAUACUUUGGUCAUGUGGAGCAGGUGUCUCAGGAGAUGUACCAGUAUGUGGACUGUGGAGGAAACACUACAUCCAUUAGAAGCAUGAGCCAGCCGUUCAGCAUCCCACGUCUUGCCGUGUGACCACACCACUGUCCUCUGCACUGGAUCCCUCUCGGGCCCUGAAAGCUAGCCUUGAUAGUUCACUGUGUUUUCCUCCAGCUGCAGUAUCUAACAAAUUAUUGUUGUCACGAUGCCAUGGUGUUAACUUUAAUACUUAAACAAGAAAAAAUCCAAACUAAGAUAGGAUAAUGAUGUUUCUCAUGCAGCAAAGGAAAAACAAAUGGAAGUGUUUUCUUGCAGUUCUGACUUUUCAUGUCACUAUUUUAAGAUGUCAUUUAAACUCUGCGUCAUUACAAUACAUCUCCUAAUUAAUAGAGCCUUACCUCAUAAUUUCAAGAGAACUAAUUAUUUUGACAUGUGGAUUUUAUACAUAAUGUUUUUCUUUUUUCUGCCUGGCGAGUGUUAUGUGCACCUGUACAUACUCGCCAAACUACUCAGGUGUCCCAAGGUGUUGAGUUUUAACAUCUAGCCCUACCUUCAGUAUAAGAAAGAGUGAUCCUAACUUUAAUAUUCCACUUACGUUCUCUUGCCACUUCAGCUCCCCUCUUCGACGGCGUCCCUCUUUCUCAGUUCCAUAAUAAAACUUUCUUGGACAGUCCUGAGAUAGUAACACAUUUUGUUCCUGAUAAUUAAUAAUUAAUUAAUUAAUCAGAAUAGGCCUCUAACUUGAUAGUUAUUCUCUAGUAAUGGUCUUUAAAAAGCAAAUUAGUAGCAUGAUAUCUCAAGAUUUAAGCCAAGUUGUCAUGAUUGGCACAAUCACUUCCUUUUUCAAAUGAUAAAAUGAUCAUUUCUGUCAUUUAGUACUGGACUGGGUUUUUAUGCAACAGCGGUCAAGUACUAUGACAUCAGAUAUCAUGACAUCACUGACAUUGUUAGACUGCACUCUUGUAGUUCAUUCUGUUUAAAUACACCAUCUAUGAUAUCUGAUUGACCAGUUGUACAAUGUAAGUUAGAAGAAUGAGCAAAAAUAACCCUAAUAACUGUAGAUUUGAAAAACUUGAUUAUUCUUUAACCCACAAUGCAAAUUGUCUAUUUAUCUGUUUAUUUAUAGUUCCAGAUUCUCUAGAGAGAAAUUCUAUUCCUGCACCAGUGUGUUGCGCUGUAUGAAGGAGAAAGUAGUGUUAUAUGAUUAGAACAUUCCCUGUGUGCUAUAUAUGAUUCUGAGAUAAGUUCACAUUGUUAGGCUCACUUAUCUAGUAUUUGGUUGUUGGAUGCUGAGUAUAUUUUUAUUCCAUUAUUUCAUUGCUGUCAUUUAUCCCUGUCACUUUGUAAUUAACUGUAAUUAACUUCCCUUUUCAUUCAAGUUAUGAAAAUUAUAAGGUGCGUCACUGCGCUAUUUACUGUGUAUUCAUUGUCUCAGUUUCUAAGACACAUUAGGGAAAUCCACUUUUUUAUCUUUUUACCCAGAUCCAACAUUGAUGAUUUAUCUGCUGUUUGCUAUUUAUAGAGUUAUGACUCAGACACAACAGCAUUUCAUACUUCAAUAGUGUGAAGCAGAAUCAUCUUUUGCAUUGAAGUCAACUUUGAUGAACUGUGGUGAACUUAUUUUGACUGUCAUUAGACACUAGCAAAUUACUUUAAGAAGGCUGUGAAAUGCGGAACCAGGGAGUCCAAAUCAGACGAACCAGAGAAAUAUUUCAGUGUUUUGCUGGGAAAUCUUAGGUCUUGUCACGGAUGUGGAUGUCAUUUUGGCACGACCCACCCCCUGUAUGUUGUUGUAUACCCUUCAUGACCCAGACAGCUGAGCUGUCCAUCAGUACAACAUUGCACCCUUAACAUAUUGCAAGAAUUGCUCAGGAACUGUUCAAGGAACAUGAAGUGCCAAGAUAUUGACCUAGCCUCCAAACUCCCCUGAUCUCAAUCUGAUCAAACAUCCAAGGAGUGUGCUGGAACGACAACGGUCUAUAAUGGUUCGACCCACAGAAAUGUAUGCUACUAACAUCACUGUGGCAGACAUCACAGGACACCCUUAGAGGUCUGGUGUUCAUGGUUUGACAGGUCACAGCUGUUUGUGUGGCACAAGAGGAAUCCACACAAUAUUAGGCUAGAUUUCUCAAUAUUGUGGCUGAGGUGUAAAUGCUGCAUAGGGUGUAGAAAUUCAAUAUGAAGGCACAACUAGCAGACAGCAAAUGCAGUAUAGUGAGACAGGGAGCAAGGAGUUUAACACUUGAGAGGGGAGGGAGGCUAACAGUUUCCAUAUACUUCCAGUAUUUGUACAAACACAGAGCAUCUCUGUGCUGGCCUCAGAGAUUAUACUGAUACUAAGAUCCUCAUGUAUUUCUGAAACAAAAUGGAAAAUGAGCAUAUUUAAUUCCAUGCUGGACAGAAGCGAGGCUGUAACUAAGAAAGUCUAUCCUGCUGAUACAUCCUAUGAUUUUACGAAUACUAUCGAGUUUAUUACAUGUCAGGUUGAUAAUUGUGUACCUUAAUCACUACCACAUUCUUACCUAUGUUAGUUUCCUCCAAGAAAUGGUGUUCCUAUUUUUCUACUGUAUAUAAAAUAAUGACUACUAUGAAGUAAUACUAUGUGCAACCUUUGUCCUAAUUUAUUUCUUAGAUGAUAUUCUAAAGAGGUGUCUAUUUUUUCAUCUUCAAAAGUAAUUUUGAAUUUGAAAAACAUCUCAUGUAUUUCCAGUUUGGCAUGAUUUCUGUUAACAUAGAACUAAAAUAUAUUUUUCCAUCAUAUAAAUACCUUAGAAUUGUGUGUAUGAGGUCUUGAGCAAGCCUCGAUAGAAUGGGAAGAUAGAUUGGAACUGUAACAUCUGUACUAAGUGAGAUCUAAGGAAAAGCACAAUUGUUACUUCCGUUUAUAGCUCUCCCAACUGGCAGUUAUUGUGUGUUGGUUAGCAGUCAGACAUUUAACUUUUCAAUGCUAUUUUAGAGUCCUGCUUGUGUCUUUCCCCUCAUCUUACCUCUUUUGUCACUUUAAGCAUUUUGUUGGUCUUUAUUUCUACUGGCAUAGUGACUGUUGUGGGAGCAUGAAUAAAGUUUUAAAACCUGAACAUCUAA